UCACACUGGGAACGAUUUGACUUAAGGGAGAGUCUGGAUAUGCCAGUCUAUCUCUAAAAAAGCAACAUGGCAGCGAAAGCACAACAGCAAGUUGACAUUUCUCAAUUACCGAUAAAUCAACUGAACCAGUUGGCACAGCAAGUCGAACAAGAAAUUGAGUUCUUUCAAACGUCGUUGACACAAUUGAAAUUAGCUCAAGGAAAGUUUGUGGAAUCUCAAGAAUGUAUGAACAAAGUUUCGCCUGAAAAUGUUGAUAAAGAAAUCCUUGUUCCCCUGACAAGCUCUAUGUAUGUACCAGGUCAGUUGAGCAGUGCUGAAAAUGUAUUAAUAGAAAUAGGAACUGGGUAUUAUGUAGAAAUGUCGGUAGAUAAAGGUAAAGAUUAUUUCAAGAGAAAGAUAGAAUACAUCUCUAAACAGAUGGAAAAAAUUCAACCAAUUUUACAGGAUAAAUACAAGAUGAAACAAGCCAUGGUAGAAAUUUUACAGAUGAAAGUUCAAGCACAGAUAGCAGCACAACAGGGUUCACAAGGUUCAGCACAACCUGCAAAAGCUUAAACAUUGCCGAUUAGAUCCAAUCUGUUUCAUAAAGUCAUCUUAUAUGAUAUGGGGAUAUCAGAGCCCAUACACCUGUUAACACUAUUUAAUUGUUUCAAGCUUAUAUAAUAAAUGAACUGGAAUAUAA
This is a messenger RNA of Patella vulgata (common limpet), 682 nucleotides long. RefSeq names its product prefoldin subunit 5. NCBI's taxonomy places the organism in Eukaryota, Metazoa, Mollusca, Gastropoda, Patellidae. Gene Ontology annotation, biological process: protein folding; regulation of DNA-templated transcription. The transcript is spliced from 5 exons. The record is from RefSeq and is a predicted model, not a curated record. Bases 67 to 555 code for a protein of 162 amino acids. Gene Ontology annotation, cellular component: prefoldin complex; cytoplasm.